GUUUGGCAUUUCCAAACGUCAAAUCCCUUAAUUUUCGGCGUUUGUGAAUUGUCCCUUUUUGUUCGAAAUUGUAAAAGUCGUCGUUACUUUACUUUAGAAAGUCUUUGUUGUGAGAACAUCCGCCAUCAGCAUCUGCGUCCGGACUUGCGCAGCAGUGUCGUGCGGAAUCGCGAAUGAACGCCUCUUGUGAAUCUGCCAAAGACGCUUUUCAUAAGUUUUAGAUUAGAGGUUUUUGAAGCUAAAAACUUCUACCACUCGUCUUGAUUAGUAGUAAUAUGAGUAAUGCACCCAACCAAAAUGGAUCAGGUCUAGAGCAGCAGUUUGCUGGUCUGGACUUGCAGAGUCGCGCACCGAGCGGCCGUUACGUGCCCCCGCACUUGCGUAACAAACAGAGUUCAGCCGAAAGUAGCUACGAUAGAGACAAGGGCGAAUCCAGAGGCGGAAGUGGAAGAAGCAAUUACGGUAGUAGAGGCGGCGGCGGCGGCGGAAGAGAUAACCGCGCAGGAGACUACUCCAACUUCAACACUAGAAAUCGCCGCGACAAUUUCCCAAAUGGCGAGACCUUCGAACGAGACGAUUGGGGUCGAGGCGGCGGCGGUGGCGGUGGCCGCCAACAGGAGCGGGAGCGUGACUUGCCCCGUAAUGACCGGUGGCAGGAGCCGGAGAAGCCCCGCGACGGAGGCGGUCGUUGGAGCGACAACCGCAACGAGAACCGUGGCGGUGGGAGUGGUGGUGGCGGCGGAGGCCGUUGGAACGACAACCGAGACCGCCACAACGAGAACGAUUGGACCGUACCGAUGCCGAGAGACGAACGUGUCGAACAGGAGCUCUUCGGCACGGGCAAUACGGGCAUCAACUUUAGCAAGUAUGAAGAUAUACCUGUUGAAGCAACCGGGGACAAAGUCCCGCGCCACAUUACAUCUUUUGAGGAAGUACAGUUGACUGAGAUCAUACGGAGCAACAUAAGUUUAGCACGAUAUGAUACUCCGACUCCAGUACAAAAAUACGCAAUUCCGAUAAUUGUGAGCAAGCGAGAUGUGAUGGCUUGCGCCCAGACAGGGUCUGGAAAGACUGCAGCGUUCUUAGUGCCGAUUUUGAACCAAAUGUACGAACAUGGACCCCCGAAUAUUACUCACGGACGCAGUAGAAGGAAGCAGUACCCCCUUGGGCUGGUGUUAGCACCGACAAGAGAACUUGCUACUCAGAUCUACGAUGAAAGCAAGAAAUUCGCCUAUAGGUCCCGUGUUCGCCCUUGCGUUGUUUAUGGGGGUGCCCACAUUGGCGACCAGAUGCGCGACUUAGACCGCGGCUGCCACCUCCUGGUGGCCACCCCUGGCCGCCUUCUCGAUAUGAUUGACCGCGGCCGCAUCGGCCUUGACUACUGUCGCUACUUGGUCCUCGACGAGGCCGAUCGCAUGCUCGACAUGGGUUUCGAGGUGCAAAUCCGUCGAAUCGUUGAGAAAGAAACCAUGCCGAAGACCGGCGAACGUCAAACUCUAAUGUUUUCGGCGACUUUUCCAUCGCCGAUUCAGAUGCUUGCACGCGACUUUCUUGACAAUUACAUUUUCCUUGCUGUGGGUCGUGUCGGCUCCACUUCUGAGAAUAUCACCCAGAAAGUCGUCUGGGUUGAAGAGCACGACAAGCGGUCGUUCCUUCUUGAUCUUCUUAAUGCGGCUGAAAUGAGUCAACCGUCGGCCGAAAGCUUAACUCUCGUUUUCGUCGAAACGAAAAAGGGUGCCGACUCUUUGGAGGAGUUUCUCCAUUUCGAGGGGUAUCCUGUGACGUCGAUUCACGGCGAUAGGAGUCAGAGAGAACGCGAGGAUGCCUUGAGGCAGUUUCGCUCGGGGAAUACCCCGAUUUUGGUGGCGACAGCCGUGGCGGCGAGAGGAUUGGAUAUCCCACACGUCAAACACGUUAUCAAUUUCGAUUUGCCUUCGGAUAUUGAGGAGUAUGUCCACAGAAUCGGGCGUACGGGAAGGAUGGGGAAUUUGGGCUUGGCAACGUCGUUCUUUAAUGACAGGAACAGGAAUUUGGCUAGUGGAUUGUUGGAUUUGUUGAUUGAGGCCAAGCAGGAGUUUCCGAGUUGGUUGGAGGGUGUGGCGGCCGAUGGGAGAAUGCCCAGUUCUGGUCGUAGAGGAGGAAAGAGUCGGUAUGGAAGUGGAGGAGGAAGCAGUUUUGGAGGAAGAGAUUAUAGGCAACAGUCCGGGGGGAUGUCCCGAAAUCAGAGAUCUGGAGGUGGUGGAUACGGAAACAACGGGUUCGGAAAUAAUGGAGGUGGCCACUACGGCGGCGGCCUCGACCGCGGCGGCAACUUCGGCGGUAACUACAACUCGAACUCCAACAGUCGCGACGACUGGUGGGAAAAUUAGACGAAGUAAAUCAAGUUUUUUCUUUCAAAUAGACUCUUUUCAUUACAAUAGCGAUUUCCUCCCUCAACCUCGACCAUCCAGGCCUUCACAACUGAUUUCUCCGUGCCGCGUGUGUGUGUAAUUUAAUUAGCAGGGGCAUUACACGAAGUUUCACCAUUUGUCUUAUUUUCUCUUGUUUUAUAAUUCAUUUUAAAAUUCGAAUCGCCGUUACUCAGCCUGGAUCGAUGUAAUAAUCCACCUCACCGACACACAUUUAUUGCAUAAAUCGAUUAAUUACCGUAGAUAAUUCUAGUUACAGCUAGAGAUUUAAGAAACAAAAAACAUUUCCGCAAUUAUAGUUUGUAUUGGCAUAAUCGAGUGUGUGUUUUUUUGUUUUUUUUUUAAGCGCUCCCUCAGGGAGCGUUUGUGUGCAAAUGGGUGUGUAAAUUUUGCUAUCCCAGUUACGAUAGCAUAAACUGCGACUUUAAGUAUUGAUGAGCCAAAAAAUUCGUUUCACUUAUUUAUUAAAACGAACUAACUCGACUAAGACGUUCUAGUCUGCGCGACAUGACCGAAUUGGGGGGUUUACGGCUCAAAAUAGCGUUGCAGUUACAGCUAUUUAAGGCGCUAAGAGUAUUCUUCUUGUGACUGUGAUAUUUACCGAUCGUUUUAAUGAUACGUAGUUUUAUGGUUGGCACAACUGAUUGUCAGCAGUCGCAUCGACAAUGCGAAUAAAUCUUAGCGUAUGAACAAUAACUUAUUAAAUAAUUAAAAUAGUACUAGGAAUUAAAAAAGUUUGACUUGUUAGAGUGGGCACAUGUUUCGUGCCUCUAUACCUAACCUAACUUUUUUUUUUAAAUUUGAGUUUCAGCUUUCGCACUCCCUGUGAUACGGUUAGAAAAUCGGUGCCUAUUCUAACAGAAUGUGAUGCACAUUCUUAUUGUUGAACUAUUUUUUAAAAGUGAGGAGCUGUGACUGCAACUGUGCGUCACUUUCGGAACACUCGAGACAUUUCGGGACUACAUAAUUUUUUUCUUCCGUAUUGUUUCGAGUGGAUCGGAAGUUUUGUUAUUAGUUGGUAAUUUUAAAUAUGAAAAAAGGGAUGGCAAAAUGCUCCGUUACUCUCAUGUGUGUCGAGAGUAUUUAUAACUUAUUUUAAUGCAUUUACAAGUUGUUCUGGUAGAAAAAUGCUGUUUGGCAUUAUUGAUGAUAAAUAAAAGAUAUUUCAAACUCCAA
Molecule: messenger RNA, 3584 nt
Organism: Tribolium madens (black flour beetle)
Lineage: Eukaryota; Metazoa; Arthropoda; Insecta; Coleoptera; Tenebrionidae
Gene: bel
Product: putative ATP-dependent RNA helicase Pl10
Exons: 6
Coding region: 276-2369 (697 amino acids)
Biological process (GO): gamete generation; cell differentiation
Cellular component (GO): P granule; nucleus
Molecular function (GO): RNA binding; RNA helicase activity; ATP binding
Source: RefSeq, a predicted model, not a curated record